Messenger RNA from Hansenula ciferrii, 1257 nucleotides. It is a transcript of the gene ARG1, whose product is annotated as argininosuccinate synthase. The transcript has a single exon. Gene Ontology annotation, cellular component: cytoplasm. Gene Ontology annotation, biological process: urea cycle; L-arginine biosynthetic process. NCBI's taxonomy places the organism in Eukaryota, Fungi, Ascomycota, Saccharomycetes, Phaffomycetales, Wickerhamomycetaceae. The record is from RefSeq and is a predicted model, not a curated record. Gene Ontology annotation, molecular function: argininosuccinate synthase activity; ATP binding. The coding region runs from base 1 to 1257 and encodes 418 amino acids.
AUGUCAAAGGGAAAAGUUUGUCUUGCAUACUCUGGUGGUUUAGAUACCUCAAUCAUCUUAGCUUGGUUAUUAGAACAAGGUUAUGAAGUUAUCGCUUUCAUGGCUGAUAUUGGUCAAGAAGAAGAUUUCGAAGCUGCCAGAGCUAAAGCUUUAGCUAUUGGUGCUACAAAAUACGUCUUAGUUGAUGUUAGAAAACAAUUCGUUGAAGAUGUUUGUUAUCCUGCCAUUCAAGCUAAUGCCAUCUAUGAAAAUGUCUAUUUAUUAGGUACUUCAUUAGCUAGACCAGUCAUUGCUCAAGCUCAAAUCCAAGUUGCUGAAGAUGAAGGUUGUUUCGCUGUUUCCCAUGGUUGUACCGGUAAAGGUAACGAUCAAGUUAGAUUUGAAUUAUCUUUCUACGCUUUAAAACCAGAUGUUAAAGUUAUUGCUCCAUGGAGAGAUCCAGUUUUCUUUGAAAGAUUUGCUGGUAGAAAAGAUUUAUUAGCUUAUGCUGCAGAAAAAAACAUCCCAGUUACUCAAACCACUGCUAAACCAUGGUCAACUGAUGAAAACUUGGCUCAUAUCUCAUUCGAAGCUGGUAUCUUAGAAGAUCCAGAUACUACUCCACCAAAAGAUAUGUGGAAAUUAACUGUUGAUCCAUUAGAUGCUCCAGAAACCCCAGAAGAUUUCACUGUUUUCUUUGACAAGGGUAAACCAAUCAAAUUAACCUACACUGAAAAUGGUCAAGAAACUUCUGUUACUGAACCAGUUGAUUUAUUCUUAACCGCCAACAAAUUAGCUAGAAGAAAUGGUGUUGGUAGAAUUGAUAUCGUUGAAAACAGAUUUAUUGGUAUCAAAUCAAGAGGUUGUUAUGAAACCCCAGGUUUAACCUUAUUAAGAAACACACAUAUUGAUUUAGAAGGCUUAACCUUAGAUAGAGAAGUUAGAGCUAUUAGAGAUUCAUUUGUUACUCCAACUUACUCCAAGAUCUUAUAUAACGGUUUAUACUUCACUCCAGAAGGUGAAUAUUCAAGAUCAAUGAUUCAACCAUCUCAAAACACCGUUAAUGGUCAAGUUAGAGCUAGAUUAUAUAAAGGUUCAAUCAUCAUCUUGGGUAGAUCUUCAUCAACUGAAAAAUUAUAUGAUGCUACUGAAUCAUCAAUGGAUGAAUUAACCGGUUUCCAACCACAAGAAGCUUCAGGUUUCAUUGCCGUUCAAGCCAUUAGAAUUAAGAAAUAUGGUGAAGCUAAAAGAGAAAAAAAUGACCCAAUCACCUUAUAA